Molecule: messenger RNA, 792 nt
Organism: Fusarium musae
Lineage: Eukaryota; Fungi; Ascomycota; Sordariomycetes; Hypocreales; Nectriaceae
Product: putative secondary metabolism biosynthetic enzyme
Exons: 1
Coding region: 1-792 (263 amino acids)
Cellular component (GO): membrane
Source: RefSeq, a predicted model, not a curated record
AUGUCGCAAGAUGGUCUCGCGUUCAACUGCGCCGUCGUCACCGGUGGAGGCGGCGGUAUCGGCCGUGCACUAGCCGAGUAUUUGAUCUCCAAGGGCAAAAAGGUUCUUCUCGCUGGGAGAACUGAGUCGAACCUCAAGUCUACGACUCAAGAUAUCGGUGCUGCGGGUUACUAUGUUCUUGAUACUGGCAAGACGGCCGAUAUCCCCGCUUUCGUCAAGAAAAUCACCAGCGAACAUCCGGAGCUUGACUGUCUUAUUAACAACGCUGGUGUUCAGCGCCCAAUCGACGUCCUCAAGAACGAUGAUUUCCUUGAAAAGGCAGACCAGGAGAUUGAUAUCAACAUCCGAGGACCGAUGCAUCUCUCCUUCGCUUUGAUCCCUCACUUCAAAACCAAGCCCAACGCGCUCAUCGUCAACAUUACCAGCGGUCUAGCCUACAUUCCCUUCUCGGUCAUCAACCCUGUAUACAAUGGCACCAAAGCCUGGUUGCACUUCUUCUCCAUGAACCUGCGCACUCAACUGAAGAACACCAAGAUUCGCGUUGUUGAGAUUGCCCCGCCGAUGGUGGAGUCGAACUUACAUCGUGAGAGGGAGAAUCCUGAUGAUAAUAAGAAGGAAUAUGCGCCCCAUACAUUGACGAUGGAGGAGUUUAUGGGAGAGAUUGUGCCCAAGUUUGAGAAGGGUGAUGAUACGAUUGGGGCGGGUAUGGCGGCUAAGGCUAUUGAUACGUGGUAUGGAGCUUUUGGUGGACUAUAUGAAGGUGCUGCUAAGGACUAUAAGAGUGCCCUAUGA